Vespa velutina is the source of this 2070-nucleotide messenger RNA. RefSeq lists its product as uncharacterized. The transcript is spliced from 6 exons. The coding region runs from base 56 to 1753 and encodes 565 amino acids. Lineage: Eukaryota; Metazoa; Arthropoda; Insecta; Hymenoptera; Vespidae. The record is from RefSeq and is a predicted model, not a curated record.
AAAAAAUUAAUUUAGAAAAUCGAAGGUUUAAUUUUUUUUUCUUCUUCUUUUUUUUAUGUUUAGGACACGUUAUUAUUUCACCAGUGGCCAUGAACACUUAGGAAAAGCUAGAAACGUCAAUACUGAACAAUCGCCAUUUGAAUUUCCCUCAUGUUCUUAUAUGUUCGCGUAUUUUCAAUUUUGGAAAGCUCAAAAGCUCAAAGCUAUUAAAGCCCGUAGUAUAUCAAGUUAUAAAAAACGUAACAGUAUUCCGCAAUCGCGUAAUGACAUUCUUAGAAGAUUGCGAGUGGACGUGGCGGCAGAAGAAAAAGAAAAAAAGAAACACAAAGAAUUGAAAGAAGCAUUUGCCAUAACCGACGUAAAUCCGGAAUAUUUCACAGAAACAACUGGAGGUUUGGUAAAAGAAAAAUUUUCCCUUCAUCAAUAUGUCGAGGAUCUUCGACAGAUUUUAAGAAACAGAUUACUUGUUGGCGAACAACGUGAUCUUUGUAUUCACAUUGAACAACAAUUCGACGAAGAACGAAGGAAAUUAAAUAAGAUCAAACGCCAAUAUCGUACGUACGUUAGUAUCUUCGAAGGUUUCUUAUCGAAGGAUCAUGAAGAUAGUAUGGUCAUUUUGGGAGAAUCCGAAAAGGAAUUGAAAUUGACUUCGGCAAUAAAUGAAAAAAGAACUUUGUUGGCUAAAGAAUGCAGUAAAAUUAGACUGGAUUUGUAUUAUUGGGAGGAAAAUUGGAGAUUGGUAAAGACGUGUCAAAAAUUUUUAUUUCAAAUUUCACCGAUUUCAUGGAGAAACAAAUACGAUUGGAUUUAUCGUUCACAAUCGGGAGAAAGCAUAUUUUUUGGGACUACUGAUGACAUUUUUAGUCGUUACAAGAUAGCCACAGAAGCUGCAUCACUUGACUAUUUAAUAGAUAUGUUCGAAGAAGAUUUAAUAGAAGCUGGCCCCACUGAUCUUUACUUCGACGAUCCGUCCGAUCUGCUACAUGUAUUUGAAACAAUAGAGACACAAAAUUUAAACUCCUUGAUACAUUUGGAAUCAUUAGAAGCAUCUUUAAUUAAGAUGCUAAUAACAAUGACUGAAGCUGAAAAUCGAAUAGAACAUGAAUUCGAUGAAAUUACUGAUAGUAUUGAAGAAUUGGAAAAUUUGAUUUAUAAAGCAGAGGAAAGAGCAACGAAUUUGCAUAAAUACGCAAAUUACCUUUUGCAAGGUGUAUUUCGUGAUUUAGUGUGUUCCGAAGAUAUUCUUUGUAUAUAUGUUUUUAUUGAGGAUGCAUAUGAAACUUGCAUAGCACCAAAUGAUGCUAAAUUCAAUAGUUUCACUAUGAUAAAGAUAAUUGAAAAGACUUAUGAGAAACUCAAUUUAGAAUUGGACACUUUACCUUAUGAAAUAGUUAAAAAACAUGAAAAAGAAGGUUUCAAACAAGAACUCAAAGCUCUCAAAGAAGCUGAAGAUGCUGCCAGAAAGUUCAAUAUAAUGCUUCAAUUAUUAGAUUCACUAACCCGUAUCAUGAAGAGACCGACAAUAACUAAACGAAAAUUAAAAUGGCGCUCAAAACCGAUUUAUGAGAAAACAGAAAAGGUAGCUUCUUAUGCCGAGCCAACGGAAGAAGAAAUGCAAUAUUUAACUUUCUUUACACGUUAUUGUAAACACGAAGACUUCAGGGAAUAUCGUUCUAAAUUUCCUGAUGAUUUUGAUCUAACAUUUAAGGCCAAAAAUCAAGAAACUUCGGAAAGUUCAGAAAUUAUAAAUUAAAACUGUAAAAUAAUAUUGAUGAAAAUUCCACGGAUAUAAAGUGUAUGUAUAUGUGUUUUUCUAAUCACUUAACUAAUAUGAGAUUAUUUAAAUCAUCUAUACUGAAAAAAUAUUUAUUAGACAUUUUUUAUUUCACAUAUGAAGUAUCCGUUCUUAUGAAACUUCGUUACUUCUUCGUAAAUAUAUUAUGUGACUUACAUCGAUGUACUCAAUUUCUUUUUCGCCGAUAAAUCAUGAUGGUAUCGUAGACACAAAUUCUCUAUCGUUGUAAAACCUAUUACUUGAUGUCCACUUCCACUAUUUUGUCGAGUUAACAA